UCUCCCCCUUCACCUUAAAAUUACCUCAACUCACACAUGGCUACCCCCCUUGUCAAAAAUAAAAUAAUAUUUUCAUUGGCAAAACAAUUUAAAAAGUCCCCCAAAAAACUGUUCCCGAAAUAUUUCGUAUCCGACAAUUUCAUUAAUUAAUUAAAAUUUCCCGAAAUUUUGGCAAUAUAAAAUAGAUGUGCUAAAUUAUUUUUAUUUCCUACUAUUUGUUAUCCUUGUAAUUAAGGUUUGCGUCCAGUGAGGGGAUAAUGGAAGAAAGUUUGAAAGAGCAGAUGCUAAUAAAGCUAACAUUUAACAAUUUAAGGAUCUUACUUUUACCUAUAGAUAGAAAAGCAUUGAUCUACAGAUAAGUUAACUGGAAGCUUUUAUCCAAAAGAUUAUUUUUCAGAGUUGAUUAAUAUUUUAAGUGACGAAUGAUUACAUGUCAAAAUCAAUUAGGUAUUCUAAACAAUAUAACUGUCGGUGGUAAGGGUUGGUAUAUCUCAGGGGUUGUCUUGAACGAUGUAUUUUAACUACAAAACGUGAAAUAAUGAAUAAUGGAUUAAAUUUAAAUAUUCUUUGUCAACACAAUGAAAAUAUUAUUAUACUUAUACAUUUUUCAUAAAUUGGCUGGCUUGGCGACUACUAUUUCAAAUGAAAAUUGUGUCCAAGAUGGAAGACUAUGUCGCAAGCCCCUUAGAUAUACGAGCUCUUCCCACUGGCAGCUAUUGUUUAACGGUUGUUCUGGCUUUGUCAAAUGUCAUCCAUUUUCAGUAAUACUAGUCAUGUUCACAUUCGUAAAACGUGUUUUAAAAAUCAUAAAAUCACGUUUCCUAAUCGGUUGAGCUGGCGAUGAACUAUCGUUUUGUUUACGCUUUGUUUUCUUAACCUCAAACUUUAUUAUAUAUCAAUUAAUUACAGGCAAAUAACCAUUACUACCGUGUAGUCUAUGUUUUCAUAGCGAAUGAGACAAAAAAUAUAAAUAAAUAAACACAUAACCUAACAAAAUGCUAAAAAAACAGAAUUAAUGAUUUUAAAGCGUAAAAAUAUACUCUUUUGAAGGGCCUAUAGAGCAAACUGAAUAAAUCCAGUUUUUAUUAAACUUAAGUUAGCGGCGGAUUUCAACCUAAUAAACUUUUGUAAAAUUCAGGGUCGAAAUCGAUGUUCGUGCUCAAACUUCGUCUUCGUGCGAUAUAGCCAUCAUAUCCACUAUUGUUGCACAAAGUACUAUUUUCAACGACCAGGAAAGCGAGACCUAUCGCACUAUUUAGUCUUAUGGGAAGUGCCCCAUAUCACACUCGUGUGCAUAAGAAUCUACUUUCCACCCGUGUGUGAAUAUGAAUCUUCAGAGUGACCGACGGGAACCUGACGUUUUUGGGAUGGCUAGUACUCAGCCGGUAAGAGGAGUAGGGAGCCGAAUUACAAGUAAUUAAUCUCGCCACAGUGUUGCCAGGUAUACCAUUUUUAUGGUAUUUAUAUCACUUUUUUUACUACGAUACCAAAGUUUUUAAAGAUACCAUUUUCCAUUUUUUUACCAUUUUUUGCCUACUGAUACCAUUUUACUACCACUUUUAGAUUUUUAUAUCAUUCAUUAUAAUAAUACGAGUAAAACAUAGCACUCUGCACAUCUCUACUCUACUAACAUUAACAAGAAUAGUCUUACAUCUCUACUAAAACACGCCAAAUAAUAGACGAUUGCAAAAAUGUAUCUAUUAUCGGGGAAUUCAAAAAUGAAGAGAAAAAUAUAUGGUCUAUUUAAAAAAAAUCGAUGACGUUGUAACGAAAGACGUGCAGUUGAAAAUAAAAAGCCAAAGCCCACAAAAAAUUCACUAAAAUCAGACGGAAAAAUGAGAAUAACCAAAAACAUACAUACACGUCACAUCUUUGGAUUUUUGUACUUACUUUCAGAGACAACUAUUACUUUCAUUUUUAUUUGUUCGUUAUGUGUGUAAAACUUCAUUAUUUCGUGUUAUCAAGUUUAUUCAAGAUACCAUUUUUUGUCAGUAAAAUACCAUUUUUUUAAGUGUCGGAUACCAUAUAUUUUUUUUUCAUCUGGCAACACUGUCUCGCCAUUCGAUGCCGUUUCAACUUUCAGUAGCUAUGGAGCGGUGGACGGUUGAACAUCGGAUGUUUGCGUAUGACGCAUUUGUGCAGAAUGGCGGGUCUAUUAUUACCGUGCAGCGACUUUUUCAUAUGCGUUUCAAUCGUAGGCGUCGUGGAAGCGUUCUAAACCGCAACACAAUUCUCAGUUGGGUUCAUAAUCUACGGACAAGAUCUAUUGUGAAAAAGAAGCCACCAGGUCCGACUAAGACAGCAAGAACACCAGACAACAUCGAGCGUGUGAGAGCUGCUGUGACUUGUAGCCCUGGGCGCUCUGAACGCAAACACGAGCGCGAACUAAGAAUGAGCCAUGAAUCUCUGCGAACAAUUUUACAGAAAUACCUAAAAUUUCACCCUUACAAGAUGUGUUGUUCAGAAGCUUGAAGAAAGAGAUUAUGCGCAGCGGCAGGAGUUUGCUUUUCGAAUGCAAGUGCUUUUGGAAGACAAUGAGAAUGCAGUCAUUAUCAUGAGUGACGAGGCGCAUUUCCAUUUGGAUGGGGGAGUUAAUGGACAAAAUUUACGGUACUGGUCCUCUGAGAAUCCCCGUAUCGUGCACGAAAAGCCUCUACAUUCAGAGCGUGUAACGGUUUGGUGCGCAACUACUCCAUUCGGCAUCAUUGGUCCUUAUUUUUUCGAGGACGAGAAUGGUUCAACUGUUACAGUGAAUGCCGAACGUUACUGCCAGAUGCUGAACACUU
Molecule: messenger RNA, 2786 nt
Organism: Psylliodes chrysocephalus
Lineage: Eukaryota; Metazoa; Arthropoda; Insecta; Coleoptera; Chrysomelidae
Source: the annotation of a GenBank genome assembly